ACUCUUUCCUUCUCUUUCUCUUUGCUUCUCCGGCACCGGCGAAAGGUGAAGGGAGCGAGAAGAAUUACAGGCCACCAUGGUGAGUACUCGCAAGAACCCGACAAUUCGACCAAGUCUUGCAAGGCUAGAGGUGCUGAUCUCAGGGUUCAUUUCAAGAACACUAGAGAAACAGCGCACGCCAUCAGGAAGUUGCCAUUGUUGAAGGCAAAAAGAUACCUUGAAGAUGUUAUAGCUCACAAGCAAGCAAUACCCUUCACACGUUUUUGCCGUGGUGUGGGACGAACAGCUCAAGCUAAAAACAGGCAUUCUUAUGGUCAAGGUCGCUGGCCCGCCAAGUCUGCGAAUUUCAUUCUUGACUUGCUCAAGAACGCCGAGAGCAAUGCUGAGGUGAAAGGUUUGGAUGUAGAUGCUCUCUUCAUAUCUCACAUACAAGUGAACCAAGCACAGAAGCAAAGGCGUAGGACUUACCGUGCUCAUGGAAGAAUCAACCCUUACAUGUCAAACCCAUGCCACAUUGAGCUAAUCCUGUCAGAGAAAGAGGAGCCAGUGAAGAAAGAUCCUGAGACGCAAUUGGCUGCGAGCAACAAGUCAAAGAGAUCGUCUGCUUAAAUUUUGAACUGAGUGUAAGGUGUUUCAUUGUUCGUUUAGGCACUUGUACUCUAGCCUUGUCAUGUGAUUGAGGAACCCUAAUUAAAAUUCUUGGAUUCUCCUUAGUAGAGAUUUUUUUGUGUCUUCCCUCCACAAUUGGAUCGUGUACGUUACGAAUUAUUUUGGGGGUUAGAUUGUCAAAGUGAGUAGUAU
Messenger RNA from Eutrema salsugineum, 801 nucleotides. RefSeq names its product 60S ribosomal protein L17-2. Gene Ontology annotation, biological process: cytoplasmic translation. Gene Ontology annotation, molecular function: structural constituent of ribosome. The transcript is spliced from 7 exons. Gene Ontology annotation, cellular component: cytosolic large ribosomal subunit; ribosome. The record is from RefSeq and is a predicted model, not a curated record. The annotation marks the transcript as partial. NCBI's taxonomy places the organism in Eukaryota, Viridiplantae, Streptophyta, Magnoliopsida, Brassicales, Brassicaceae.